AGGGCGUACAAGAAGAACGGAGGGAGAAAGAGAUAAAAAGAUGGGGCUUCAGCAUUCGUCAGGUCCCCAAAUCUGUUCCGCUCGUUUUCCUCCUCCUCCCCACCUUGCUUGAACGGUGGUUCUCUGGAGGGAGAUCUGUUCAUCGCCGGGUGCUUCGACGUGGACGGCUAAUUAUGGUUCUCGAUUUCGGUCAUCGGAAAGAAGUUGUCCAAAUCUGUUGUUAGCGUUUUGGUAAUGGAUCGCUCUUGGAUUUUGGUGUUUCUUUCGUUUGUGUGCAUCUCCAGCGCUGCUAAUGCCAGUGAAGGUGACGUCGAUCCGCUCUAUAGGAUAUGUAUAGAACAAUGCGGGAAGACAGGAACUGUUGGAGCCAGCUCAGUUCAGCACUGCCAGUUUUCAGCUGAUGGUGUACUUGUUGAUGGUCCAUGGUAUAUGCAAGAACCCUUAUAUGUUCAAUGGAAGCAAUGGAAUUGUAGGAGUGACUGUCAAUACUUUUGUAUGAUGCAACUAGAAAAAGAAAGGGAAGAACUUGGUCUUAGACCUGUUAAGUAUCAUGGUAAAUGGCCUUUUAAGCGUUGGUCUGUGCUUCAGGAGCCUGUCUCAGCUAUUCUAUCUGCAUUAACCCUCAUUAUUCAAUUCAAUGGGUGGUUAUCUUUUUUUCUCUUAUCAUCUUACAAACUACCACUUAGGCCCCAGAGUGGGAGGACAUAUUAUGAAUUCACUUGCUUGUGGCAUGUAUAUGGGUUGUUAUCACUGAACGCCUGGUUUUGGGAUGCUAUAUUUCACACACGAAGUUUUGAUUUAACAGAGAAGUUGGACUAUUCGUCAUCUGUGGUUCUACUUGGUUACUCCCUUAUUCUGGCUAUAUUUAGAACCUUUAAUGUGAAGACGGAGGCUUCAAGGGUAAUGGUUGCAGCUCCUUUGGUGGCUUUUCUGACGACACACAUCCUGUAUAUCAACUUCUAUGAAUUAGACUAUGGGCUUAAUAUGAAGGUGUGUAUGGUGAUUGGCAUUGCUCAGGUUUUGCUUUGGGCUGUCUGGGCAGGGGUAACUCGGCAUCCUUCACGUUUCAAGCUUUGGGUGGUGGUUGUUGGUGGUGCCAUCGCCACCUUUCUUGAGUUGUUGUAUGAUUUUCCACCCUACAAAGGUUAUGUUGAUUCCCAUGCACUAUGGCAUGCCACCAACAUCCCUCUUGCAUAUCUUUGGUGGAGCUUCGUUUAUGAAGAUGCUGAGUUCCGAACAUCGGCUCUCAUAAAAAAGACCAAGUAAGAAGCAGGAUAGAACUUGGAAGUCCCACUGCUCACUGAUUGAGCUGUAAGUCUGGUUUAGUGUAUUUUUCCUUCUCUCCUAGUUAAUAGUUGAUUUUUUUUCCCACUCCACUCGGUGGUUUCUAUUGCCCUUCUUGUUUUUGAAUCGAUAUAAUUGGUGGAAUUACUUCACGACUCAACUUGGUUUUGCACUUCAUUUGCCCUUUUCUUUGUGGCAACAUAGUUGUGUUUUUGCCUUUUAAAUUGACAUUGGAAAUAGACUUUCUUA
This is a messenger RNA of Zingiber officinale, 1533 nucleotides long. RefSeq names its product post-GPI attachment to proteins factor 3-like. Gene Ontology annotation, biological process: GPI anchor biosynthetic process. The record is from RefSeq and is a predicted model, not a curated record. Bases 235 to 1266 code for a protein of 343 amino acids. Gene Ontology annotation, molecular function: hydrolase activity, acting on ester bonds. Gene Ontology annotation, cellular component: endoplasmic reticulum membrane. Lineage: Eukaryota; Viridiplantae; Streptophyta; Magnoliopsida; Zingiberales; Zingiberaceae. The transcript has 5 exons.